AUGCUGGUUCGUUUGAUGGAUCUUAAAGUUCAUGAAUGGAAACCUGCCAUGUUAGAUAAAUUUGAAAAAGUACUCGAUGCCGAAUUGAAACAUAGUGAUGAAAAGAAAGGUACUGCAUGUAAAACAAUUGAUUUUGAACAAGAAGCUGGUUAUCCAAAACAAGAUUCACGUUUUCUUGAUUUAAGUAUUCGAGGUUUAUGUACUGAUGAUUAUGGAAAAGUACAUGAUAUCGAUAAAGGAUUAAUGACUGUUGCUAUUGAAAGACAUAUGGAUGAAGUCAAUGAAGCAGCAGCUGCAACUGUUUAUCGUGUUGGAAAUGUUCAACUUUUCAAACGUAAUAGAAAUAAAUUAAAUUUCAUUAUUAUACCAAUUUCCGUUGGAAUCGUAAUUUUUCUUAUUAUAUUAACAUUUGUCUUACGUAAAAUAAGAGAUGCACAAAAACGUCGUCAUAUUGUCACGGAAUUAAAGAAGAAAAGAGAAACGGAUAGUAAAAAAGCUCAAACAAUAGCCAAUGUAGACCCACAUGCAAAUGAAAAACAACGCUUAUUACAAUUAGAUCCAACUGUUGUCGGUAGUGCAUCGGAUACAUUAGGUAGUCCAAAAGAUUUUACUAAUGAAAAACCAUCAAGUCAAUCUCGUAAUAAUCCAUUCGGUGGUGAUAAUUCUAAUCGUGGUGGUUCACCAACAAAAGACAAUCGAUCAACAUUUAAUAAUCAACGAUCAAGUCGUGAACGUAUGCAAGGACCUUAUGAACAGUCAGACAUGAUGCCAAUGGACGAACGACAACCACGCGUAGUUGUAAAAACAAUUCGUGGUGAUGGAAAUCAUCCAUCAUAUUUUCAAGAACAUGAUGAACCAUCAACAUCAUUUGUACCCAUUCCAGUACAAGUCGAACGAAGUGGUCCUCAUCAAAGAAAUGUUGCACCGCCUUAUCAUUCCGAUCCUUAUUAUCGACAUGUGAAUUCUUAA
This is a messenger RNA of Adineta steineri, 969 nucleotides long. The record is from the annotation of a GenBank genome assembly. NCBI's taxonomy places the organism in Eukaryota, Metazoa, Rotifera, Eurotatoria, Adinetida, Adinetidae.